CAGUUCUUCGAGGAAAUUUCGUGACAACAGUGGAAUCUUAAAGUGGGAUUUGUGCAAUUUUUAUUAGUGAUUCUCUGACCGUUAAGGAAGUUAUUGAUUUUCGUCAGUGUGGCUAAAAAAUGAUAACUUUGGGCGGAAAUUACUUGGAAAUUUUGGAUUAUCACUCAAUUUUCAAUUCGUUCUUGGCGAAAGUAUGGAGUCUUCCGGGACUACUAUUCUUCCUCACGGUCAUACUGUUUCUCAUCUUGGAUUGUCGGAAACCUCGGGACUUCCCUCUCGGACCUUUCUGGUACCCUAUCAUUGGUAGCGCUCUGAGCCUUCAUCGAGAAAGAGAACGCCGUGGAAUGUUGUGGAAAGCCAUAGAAUCAAUAGCCCAGCAUUACGAUAAGGACCGUCGAGGGAUUGUAGGUUUCAAAGUAGGAAAGGAUAGAGUAGCAUUUGUCUACACAAGUGCCGCCAUCAAGGAUAUGAUGAGUCGAGAAGAGAUUGAUGGGCGACCUACAGGACCCUUUUACGAAACAAGGACUUGGAACAUGCGAAGAGGGGUCCUGUUGACCGAUGAGGACUUUUGGAUGGAGCAGCGGCGUUUUGUGGUACGUCAUCUGAAAGAGUUUGGCUUUGCAAGACGUGGAAUGGUUGAGUUGAUCCAGCGAGAAGCUGAAUUCCUGCUCGAGGAUAUGAAAAAUCUUGUUGAUAGUGGUGGAGGAUCAGUUCUGGUGGAGAUGCAGAACCUCCUCAAUAUUUACAUUCUCAACACUCUGUGGACAAUGAUGGCGGGUAAACGGUACUCCAGGGACAACCAAAAGCUAAGGAACCUUCAGAGAAUCCUUCAUGAGCUCUUCGCCAGCAUUGACAUGAUGGGAGCUCAGUUUAGCCACUUCCCCUUCCUAAGGUACAUUGCUCCUGAAGCUUCGGGGUAUAAACAGUUCGUUGAGUGUCAUAAGUCUAUGCAUGAGUUUGUGCAGGAGGAAGUUGAACACCAUAAGCUAAACCUUAAAAUGGACGAUGAACCCAAUGAUUUAAUGGACGUGUAUCUUCGCGCAUUGAACUCUCCCAACAAGAGUGACAGUUUCUCAGAAAAACAACUCCUUGCCAUUUGCUUGGACAUGUUCAUUGCUGGGUCAGAAACUACCAGUAAAACCCUUGGAUUUUCCAUUCUCAACCUCGUACGUGAUCAGGAGGUUCAGAGGAAAAUGCAAGAAGAAAUAGAUACAGUAGUUGGACGUGAGAGACUCCCUAAGCUCGAAGAUCGCGUCAACAUGCCUUAUUGCGAAGCAAUUGUGCUCGAAGGACUACGUUUCUUCAUGUCAAACACUUUCGGCAUCCCACAUCGUGCCCUCAGAGACACCACACUUUGUGGUUACGCAAUCCCCAAGGAUACCAUGGUGGUGGCAUCCUUCUUUGGGAUGUGUCGUGAUCCCGGAACGUAUGCAGACCCUGAGAAAUUCGAACCCAACCACUUCCUCGAGAAUGGCAAGGUCACCAUCCCUGACCAAUACGCACCGUUUGGUGUAGGCAAGAGGAGGUGCAUGGGCGAAAUGAUGGCAAGGAGCAAUUUGUUUCUCUUCUUGACCACACUCUUUCAAAACUUUCGUAUCUACGUGCCUGAGGGACUUCCACCGCCACCAGAGGACCCCAUUGAUGGUGCAACGCCCAGUGUGAGGCAAUAUAAAGCCGUGAUUACAUACCGAUAAGUUCGUGUAGCUGGGAAGCGCAACGCAUGCUUAGUGUUAACCCAUUAGUACUUCUCGCAGUUGGCGCUGGUAGCGAGAAAAUGGUCUCCCCUCCACAACUCAUGUCGCAACUGACAGCUUAGAGCAUUUUUUACCAUUUAGUUUGAGGAGAGGCGAAUCUCGUUUCACAUGAAUCGCAUAAGUUAGGGAGUUUUAAAGUGUAAUAAAUAGUGAUUUACCAAAUAAAUAAAUAACCGUGGAUAUUA
Phlebotomus papatasi is the source of this 1939-nucleotide messenger RNA. It is a transcript of the gene Cyp303a1, whose product is annotated as probable cytochrome P450 303a1. The transcript has 3 exons. Gene Ontology annotation, molecular function: oxidoreductase activity, acting on paired donors, with incorporation or reduction of molecular oxygen; iron ion binding; monooxygenase activity. NCBI's taxonomy places the organism in Eukaryota, Metazoa, Arthropoda, Insecta, Diptera, Psychodidae. The record is from RefSeq and is a predicted model, not a curated record. Bases 120 to 1694 code for a protein of 524 amino acids.